CCGGGGGGGUCCCAGCUAUCCCAGGGCUGUGGGGUUGUCCCGGGGGGGUCCCUCUCUGCACGUCACCACCCCGGGCAGCGAAGCAGUUAACGGGGGGUGGCGGCGGUGGGAUCCCACCCCCGGGGCCGGCCCCGGGGGGGCCUUAUAAAGGUGGUGCUGGGCUCCCCCCGGAGAGGGGAGCGGGGCCGAGGGCAGCGGGGCCAGGCCAUGCGGGAGCUGCGCUCGUCCGCUUUCUGGAGGGCCGUGCUGGCCGAGUUCCUGGGCAGCCUCCUGUACACCCUGCUGGGGUUGGGGGCCUCCCUGCGCUGGGCCCCGGGCCCCCCCAGUGUCCUGGGGGCCGCCUUGGCCUUUGGGCUGGCCCAGGCCACCCUGGUGCAGACGCUGGGCCAUGUCAGCGGCGGCCACGUCAACCCGGCCAUCACCUUGGCCUUGGUGAUGGCGUCGCAGCUGUCGCUGCUCCGAGCCCUGGGCUACCUGCUGGCGCAGCUGCUGGGCGCCCUGGCCGGGGCCGGGGUGCUCUACGGGGUGACCCCGGCCCCCGUGCGCGGCACCCUCGGCCUCAGCGCGCUGCACCCCGGCGUGGGCCCGGGCCAGGGCACGGUGGUGGAGCUGCUGCUGACAGCCCAGUUCAUCCUCUGCGUGCUCGCCAGCGUCGACGAGCGCCAUGACGGGCGCCCCGGCUCCGCCGCGCUGCCCGUCGGCUUCUCCCUGGCCCUCGGCCACCUCUUCGGGAUCCACUACACAGGCGCCGGCAUGAACCCCGCGCGCUCCUUCGCCCCGGCCGUCGUCACCCGCAACUUCACCAACCACUGGGUGUACUGGGCGGGCCCGCUGCUGGGCGCGGUGCUGGGCGCGGUGCUGUACGAGUUCGCGCUGUGCCCGCGGCCGCGCAGCCUGGCCGAGCGCCUGGCCGCGCUCAAGGGAGAGGCCCCCGCGGCCGCCGCCGUCACCGCCGUCACCGCCGCCGCCGCCGCCGCGGAGCCGCCACCGGAGCCGCCUACCGCCGAGCCGCUGGAGCUGAAGACGCAGGGCCUGUAGGCCGGGCCCGGGCCCCCGCGCCCGCCCGCUGCUUUGCUGUGACGGGGCCGCCGCGGUGCGUGUGGCGGCCCCCGGUUCCCGGUCCCGGCGCCCCGGUGCGCUGCAUGGACUGGUACAUGAUGAACUGCGAGCUGCUGGCGACCUGCAGCGCCCUGGGCUACCUGGAAGGGGACGUGUACCACCGGGAGCCCGACUGCCUGG
Columba livia (rock pigeon) is the source of this 1239-nucleotide messenger RNA. It is a transcript of the gene MIP, whose product is annotated as major intrinsic protein of lens fiber. Gene Ontology annotation, cellular component: plasma membrane; apical plasma membrane. The transcript is spliced from 5 exons. Lineage: Eukaryota; Metazoa; Chordata; Aves; Columbiformes; Columbidae. Gene Ontology annotation, molecular function: water channel activity. Bases 208 to 1038 code for a protein of 276 amino acids. Gene Ontology annotation, biological process: water transport; transmembrane transport. The record is from RefSeq and is a predicted model, not a curated record.